GCGCAAUUUACAUAGCGGAUGCGGAUGAGUCAUCGAAUUUAACCAACUUCACAUUUAAUGCAGCGGUUCUCAUGGGUGUAGCAUCUCUUUACAGCAAAUUCAAUAUCUUAAAUAUAAAAUAACCGGAUCCUGUUUGAUGCAGGCAUGCGACCGAUCUGUUUCACUAUACCUAAGUGUGUUUAAAGUUUAAUAUGCAGAUUUGUGGCUCUUCAUUUCAUUUUUAAUUCUGGUGGGAGGAUUCAACAAACUGGACUUUUAACGGGACUCGAGCGCAUAUCAUACCAUACAAACCCAGGACAGCGUUGUCUCCGAUAAUGAAUUUGUUUACAUUCGUGUGCGCGAUCAUAACCCGAUUUUUAUUUAUUCUGGUGUCUCUCGUUGGAGUUUGGAGGGUGACCAAAGUGAAAAAUGACCAUUUGUACUGGUUACUAACUGUCUUUUAUCUUCCUUUGGUCGCGGAGAUGAUCAUUACUUUUAAGCGGAGAAAGGGGCAAGACUACAAAUGGUUUUCUCCAUCCAUCCUCUUCUUCCUCAUCAGUAUUAUACCCUCAAUCUGGAUUCUAGAGUUGCAUCAUCACGGGAACCGAGCUGGUAACCUCCAGUGUAUAAAGUUGGACUCCUGGGAGAAUGUCAAGAGCAUGCGUCUAGAGGGGUCUGUCCACUCUGUCUGUCCAAAGGACUGGAUCCUUGGUCUUCAUCAGGCUCUGCUCAUCCUUCUCAUCCUUGGGAAAUGGCUCCUCCCACUGGGGGGCGGAGUAACUCGUGACGAGCUGUCUCAGCUUUUGCUUGUCUUUGUUGGCACGGCAGCUGAUAUACUGGAAUUCACAAGUGAAUCAAUGUCUGAUGUGAAGGAGAACAACCAACAGGUGGUGUAUAUAAUUCUAGCAGUGUGGACGUGGAGUAUGUUGCAGUUUCCUUUUCAUCUGGCAGUUGUCACAUCGCGAUCGCAGAACUCAGAUGAGAGCGGCGACGGCUGUUGUAAUUUUCUGAUGUCAAGGCACAGCACAGAUAUUUGGAACAUUGUGGAGAGUUUGUUUAUCCAGGAUGGGCCCUUUCUCGUGGUUCGGCUCAUUGUGAUGAUUUACUUUGACGUUUUCCACCAGAUGUUGGUCUUCUUUGCCAUCAAAAACUUUCUAGUGGUCAUCCUCAACCUCUACAGACUCAUUGUUAUCUGUCUCGAUUUAAAACCGCCAUCAUCAUCUUCCUCUCCCCCGAUCUGAAGAAAGUCGUUGCAAGGACUGUGUUUGACAAGAACCCUUUAGUACUGUUCUUAAAUCUCCAAGCAGUUUGAAAAAGCUUCUCUUGCAGGAAUGUAUCGCAAUAAAAUUUAAUGUGGGAGAUGGAUUGCUUAUAAUGCUCUAAAGGACAUUUAUGUGUGACAACAGUUUUAUAAAAGUACUUUGACUUUUGUCUUUAUGUUGUAUAGCAAGUUGUUUAACAGCAUUGCAUUUAUAUUUGUUCAUACGACGGAUGCUUUUAUUCAAAGCAACUUAAAAAUGAGAGGGCAUUUAACAUUUGUCUAACUGUAAAAGAUUUGUUAAUUUUUUUAUAUUGUUUAGUUUUUACAAUAUACCUGUAUGUACAGUCAGUAUUGUGAAAUAACUGAUUCUAAAUCAUUCAAGUGUUUGAGAAAACUCUUAUUUGUUUGUCAAAUUUUAACAAGGAAACACAAAUGUAUUUCUUUAGCAAA
Messenger RNA from Triplophysa dalaica, 1690 nucleotides. RefSeq names its product transmembrane protein 26-like. Lineage: Eukaryota; Metazoa; Chordata; Actinopteri; Cypriniformes; Nemacheilidae. The transcript is spliced from 6 exons. Bases 315 to 1220 code for a protein of 301 amino acids. The record is from RefSeq and is a predicted model, not a curated record.